Molecule: messenger RNA, 5113 nt
Organism: Prosopis cineraria
Lineage: Eukaryota; Viridiplantae; Streptophyta; Magnoliopsida; Fabales; Fabaceae
Exons: 9
Coding region: 1-3558 (1185 amino acids)
Source: RefSeq, a predicted model, not a curated record
AUGUCUCUAAGAAACCUCACAAGUUUUUGUAAUUCUCAGAAUAAUGUUGCAUUCAUCUUUCCAUGUCUUGAAAAGGUGAUAGUGAGCAAUUGCCUUAAGUUGGAAAAAUUUUCCGAGAAAAUUGUGAGCACACCAAACUUAGAAAAAGUCAAUAUUGUAGAAGUAGAGGAGGGAGAUGAAUGGUAUUGGGAAGGUGAUUUGAAUGCCACAAUCCAAAAGAUUUUUUCAGACAUGGUUCUUUUUGCAUCUUGUCAACAUUUGAGACUUUCUUGUUAUCCUGAGUUAGAGCAGUUAUGGCAGGGCGAAGUUUCCCCACCAGACAACUGCUUUAACAAUCUAAGAACAUUGAUAGUGGAGAAUUGUUCCUUUCUGUCACAAGUGUUCCCUUCUAACUUACUUCCUUACUUUAAGAACUUGGAGGAGUUGCAAGUAAGUUCAAGUCCAGUGGAGGUUAUUUUUGAUAUGGAUGGUAAUAGGUUGACAGAAACAAAUGGAAAGCCCUUUCACUUGAGAAGAAUGAUUUUAAAGAGCUUGCGGAAUCUGAAGUGUAUAUGGAGUAAAGAUCCUUGUAGGACUAUAAGUUUUCAAAAUCUGAAAGAAAUAGUUGUCACUGACUGUGGGGGAAUAAAAUCUCUUUUCCCAGCAUCUUUGGCAAAAAAUUUUAUGAGACUCAAGAAACUUGAUAUAGGCCGAUGUUUUGCCUUGGAAGAAAUGUUUGGAAAGGAAGAAGCAGUAGCUGAUGGAGCGAGCAGAAAAUUUGAAUUCCAUUUUUUAACCACUUUGAUGAUGUAUCGUUUACCAAGCCUCAAGUUUUUUUAUCCUGGAAGAUUUACUCUGGAAUGUCCCAGCUUGCAGAUGCUAGUUGUGUGUGAUUGUAAUAAGCUGGACACGUUCGCAUUAGAUUUUCAAAGUCACCGUGGAGAAGUAGGAUGUGAGUAUGAAGCUGAUAUUACAACUAACACGCAACCUCUUUUCCUGGAUGAAAAGGUAAUUCCAAAGUUGGAAGUGUUAACCCUCAAUGGGAAAGACAUGAUGAUGUUAUCACAUGGAAAUUUUCUUGAUGACCUGCUUCACAAGCUGAAAGCCCUGGGUCUAAACUUUGGUGAUUCCUAUGAAGCAGUAGCUACUCUGCCUUUUAAAUUCUUUAAGAAGGUACCUAAUUUAGAAUCUCUUUGUAUAAUAAAUUUCGAUGCAUUGGAUGAGAUGUUUCCCUCUCAAAGACCUGAAGAUAUUAAUCAUGUCAUCAAUAUACUUGCGCAAGUGAAGGAGUUAUACAUGCUGGGCCUGCCGAUGCUCUCCUCCAUUGGGUUACAUAAUUCCUGGGUGGACCCACUUCGCAAGAAUCUGAGAGUCCUGAAAAUAAAGGAUUGUCAUCGUUUGACUAUUCUGGUGCCUUCUUCUGCGGUAUCAUUUUGCAAUUUGGAAGAAUUGACAGUGAGUGGAUGCCAUGGGUUAGUUUCUCUGUUCUCAUCUUCAGUAGCCAAAAGUUUGGUGCGACUUCAAAGAAUGGAGAUAACUGAUUGUACAUCAAUAGCACAAAUAGUGAAUCAUGGGAGCGGUGAGUCAACUCCAGAAGAGAUAAUUUUUGAACGGCUUACAUUUAUAACUAUGAGUCAGUUGCCAAGGCUGGUGUGUUUUUAUUCGGGGAAUGCCACUUUAGAAUUCUCAGCUCUGAGAGAAGCGACCAUAGAACAAUGCCCGAAGAUGAAACGUUUCUCUCAAGGAGUAGUAAGGGCGCCCUACUUUGUAGGAAUAAGAGCUUCAAGGGACGAAGAUGCUUGGCACAGCUAUAGUGAUCUCAACACAACAGUGCAGAAAUUGUUUGACGAGAAGGUUGCACUACGUGAUGUGCAAAAUUUGGAGCUUGGAGAUUACCCUGGGCUGCAAGAGAUAUGGCAACGUGAAACACCAGUCCCUGAUGGAGGGUUCAGUAAGUUGAAGACUUUGAUAGUGGAUGGUUGUCAUUUCUUAUCAAAAAAUGUGAUCCCUUUUCAUUUGCUUGGCUUGAUUUGUAACUUGGAAGAUUUACAAGUACGGAAUUGUGGCUCAGUAAAGGCAAUAUUUGAAGUGGGAUCUUUGUCUUCCUUCUUCUCCAUUCCCUUGAAAACAUUGACCUUGGAACAGCUCCCUGAUCUGGAGCAUGUUUGGAAUGAGGACCCUCAAGAAUUUCUCAGCUUCCAAUCGCUACAACAAUUACAUGUUAAUGGGUGCAGCAGCCUCAAGAGCUUGUUUCCAGCGUCCAUGGCCCAUGGCAAACUUGGGAGGCUUGAAAUACUAGAAGUGCGAUGGUGUAAGGGGUUAGUUGAAAUUGUUGCAUGGGAUGAAACAAUGUUAGGUGGAGCAACUACCUACUAUGGUAUCUUUCCCAGCUUAACAAGUUUGGAGCUAUUUAGUUUGCCAAAGCUCAAAUGCACAUGUCCAUGGCUAAACAAAUUGGAAUGGCCAAUGUUAAAAGUAUUAGAUGUGCAUCACUGCGAUCAAUUGAAGAUUUUCCCGACUGAGGAUCAGGAUCAUCCAAGUGAUGGGGAAGCCAUUGUUCCAUUUGAAAAGGGUUUUCCCAACAUAGAACAAUUGCCACUUGACAAGGAAGACAUCAUGAGGAUUAAUUGUCAGGCACCGUUUCAGGCAAACUUCCUUCGCAAAGUGAAAUCUCUCGUGUUGCAAUGCUUCCAUGAUUAUUCAGAUGGAUUUCCAUAUCAAUUUUUCCGAAAGGAAUUACUUCCCAAUUUAGAAAAUCUUCGAGUGGCUUGUAGUAACUUCAAAGAAAUUUUCAGCUCUCAGAGACGUGAUAUAGAUUUUGAUUUGGGAAUGUUGUUUCCACAACUCAAGGGAUUGGAACUGAUGUCUUUGCAGUGUCUUGAAUCCAUUGGGUUAGACCAGUCCUGGGUUUCCCCAAUUCUUGAAAACUUAGAAACCUUGCGGGUGGUGAGAUGUCCUUGUUUGAGGAACACGGUGCCGUCUGCUUUAUCUUUUUCGAAAUUAAGGCAAUUGUUUGUAUAUGGACGUCAAGGAUUGGUCUGCUUGUUCACAUUGUCAACUGCAAGGAGUUUAGUUUUACUUGAAGAGCUUGUCAUUGGCAAAUGUGGAUCAAUACAAGAAAUAGUGCCUAAAAAAGAUGAUGGAUCUGAUGAAGAUGAGUUAACAUUUGGGAAGCUCAUAGUAUUGUUUUUGGACUCUCUCCAAAGACUUGGAAGCUUUCACUCAGGGAAUUCUACACUGAACUUCCCAUGUUUGAAACUUGUGACUGUUGAUGAAUGCCCUAGAAUGAGAAUUUUCUCUUGCGGAUCCAUAAAUGCAUCUCGACAUUUACGAGUAUCGGCAAAGCCUUCCCAAAACACAAGUUAUGGUCCAGAAUAUUGCGGCCCUGAUCUAAAUGGCCACAUAAAAUUGCUCUUUUCCUCACAGCAUGCAAACUGUGCACAAGAUAUAUCAUGUUUGGAGCUUUGUGAUCACCCAGAGCUACUGGAAAUAUGGCAGCGUGUUGUGCCUGUUCCGAAUAGAGGCUUCUGUAACUUGACGAAUCUGACAGUGCAUGGUUGCCAAUCUUUGACCACGUGAUUCCCUCUCAAUUGGUUCCCUUCCUCUGUAACUUGAAAUAUUUAACAGUACGAGAUUGUAAUGCUGCCAAGGCCAUAUUCGAUUUGAGCCCCAUGUUGCCCCAAGGCAAACUCGAAAGCCUCCAAGAACUAAAAGUGAAAAACUGUGAACAGUUAGUAGAAAUUGUUGCCUGGUAUGAAACAAUCUCAGGAGUAGCAACUUCAAACUCAAUUAUCUUUGCUGGCUUAACAAUGCUGAAGCUCCAUACAUUGCCAGAGCUCAAGUGCAUCCACCCAACAGUUGACAAUUUGGAAUGGCCUAAGCUAGAAAAAUUAGUUGUCUACCGUUGUGGUCAGCUGAAGAAUUUUCCACCAUUAGGUCAGGAUCACUUUGCAAAAGAUACCGAAGCCACUAUCACAUUAGAAAAGGUUCUUCCCAACCUAAAGCAAUUGUCACUCAGCAAGAAACACAUCAUGCAGAUUUGGCAAGCCCUGCUCCAGGAAAAGCUUCUUAAAGGAGUGAAAUUUCUCAAAUUGAAAUUCUUUAAUGAUGAUUCAAAUGAAUUUCCAGAUAGAUUCUUCCUGAAGGAAUCAAUGCCCCAUUUAGAAGAGCUUAGAUUGUCUCAUAGUAACUUCAAAGAGAUAUGCACCACUCAGAGAUCUGAUCUGGAUGGCUUUUUUGAUGUGUUCUUUUCACAACUAAAAGCCUUAAAAUUGAUUUCUCUGUCAAAGCUUAAUUCCAUUGGGUUAGAGCACGCCCCACUACUGGGAAACUUGGAAACCAUGAUAGUGCAGGAUUGUCCUUGCUUAAUGAACUUGGCACCCUCUACUGUGUCUUUCACAAGUCUAAAGGGUCUGACUAUAAGGAAGUGUGAUGGAUUGGUAUAUUUGUUCACAUCUUCGACUGCAAAAAGUUUAUCUUUACUCUCAAAGUUGUCUGUAAAGAAUUGUGAAUCGAUCCAAGAAAUAGUGGCUAAAGGAGAUGAAUCGGAUCAAGAUGAUAUAGCAUUUGAGAAUCUCAAAGAGUUGGAUCUCGAACUUCUGCCAAGACUAGAUAGCUUUUACCCGGGGACUUACAAUUUGAAAUUCCCAUCCUUGGAACAAGUUUCAAUAUACGGUUGCUCCCGGAUGAAGGUUUUCUCUCAUGCUGAUAUAUAUGCACUGGAUAAUGUGACUAUUCGAUGUUUUGGGGAUAAGAAUCUUAGAGCCAUGAUGGAGAAGGCCUUUAAGAAGGCAGCCUGCUGAGUUAAUAUAAAUGAGAAAUUUUGCAGUGCUAUUGGCAGGAAAUCAUGUUUCACAAGACAAGCUUAUUUUGGUUCUGCUCCUCAGUCACAACGCUUUAAAGUUGAGGGAGAUUGGAACCGUCCAUGUCGUUUUCCUUGGGUUGAUGAUGUAGAAAUUGAAGGCUAAGUUUGUGUGUGGUGUCUCCUUUGCAGAUUAAGUUGUAAAAUGUUUAGACAUGAAAACUUCAUUGAAUUCCAAUAUGAGGUGGUGACCUUUAUAUUUGAAUCAGAAGGAACUUUGGACCAAUUGUUUGAGUGACUCUGCUUUGGAAAUGAACAUUUGUCGUAUGAGAA